Molecule: messenger RNA, 231 nt
Organism: Protopolystoma xenopodis
Lineage: Eukaryota; Metazoa; Platyhelminthes; Monogenea; Polystomatidea; Polystomatidae
Source: the annotation of a GenBank genome assembly
AUCGAGGGUUACGAAGUUGGCGGUGGCGUGGAGGACGCCGAGGUUGUGGAUCGUCAGUUCCAAGAGGAUGAAGGUCACGACAUCAUGGACACCCUGAACGAAGAUCACUUCCAAGGUGACGAGUUUGGCGGGGACAGGAUGGACGACUACAACGAGCGUGAUAUGGGUGGUGGUCUAAACGACGCUGACAACGAGAGCCUGCGCGGCGGGAAUGACGAAAACAUUGUCUGA